Molecule: messenger RNA, 2438 nt
Organism: Medicago truncatula (barrel medic)
Lineage: Eukaryota; Viridiplantae; Streptophyta; Magnoliopsida; Fabales; Fabaceae
Product: double-stranded RNA-binding protein 1
Exons: 3
Coding region: 188-2176 (662 amino acids)
Biological process (GO): RNA processing; regulation of gene expression
Cellular component (GO): nucleus
Molecular function (GO): ribonuclease III activity; double-stranded RNA binding
Source: RefSeq, a predicted model, not a curated record
UGUGUGAGAAUGAAAAGAAAAACGCGUGUGAGACACUUUUCAUAGAAUCACAACGGCGCAGAUUCCGACACUGUCCUCACCGUACACACAACUUUGUUCUCACUUUUUAUUUAUACCAAAAACUGCAUACAAAUAAAUUAUCACUCCCAACCACUCUUCAAUUUCAUCUUCUCAAACCUCUCUCACUAUGUCCACCACUAACGAAGAUUUUCAAGUGGUAGGUGUUUCAAAUUGUUAUGUGUUCAAGAGCCAAUUGCAAGAGUAUGCACAGAAAGCAGGACUUGGCACACCUGUGUAUGAAACUACCAAGGAAGGGCCUUCCCAUGAACCUUCUUUCAGGUCAACAGUGAUUAUGAAUGAUGUUCGUUAUGAUUCUUUGGCUGGAUUUUUUAACCGUAAAGCAGCAGAGCAGUCAGCUGCAGAGGUUGCUUUGAUGGAGUUGGCCAAAACUGGUGAAGUUAACCAGUCUAUUACUCAACCUGUUCAUGAAACUGGAUUGUGCAAGAAUUUACUUCAGGAAUAUGCACAGAAGAUGAAUUAUGCAAUGCCAUUGUAUCAGAGCAAAAAGGAUGACACACCACCAGGCAGGGCACCAUUAUAUUCGUGUACGGUUGACAUUGGAGGGAUGCUCUAUAUUGGAGGAACAGCGAAAACAAAGAGGGAAGCUGAGAUAAAAGCUGCGAGAACUGCUUUAUUAGCUAUCCAGACAAAUGCAUCUCAGGCUUCUGAAAACCAGUUUGGCCAUUUGACUGUCAUUCCAUCCAGAAAAAGGGCAACGGAAUCUAUUGCUGAUGAGGCUUCGAAAGCUCCGAAGUCUAAGAAAUCACGCUUUAAAGGGAAAUAUUCCAAGAAGAAACCGCAUAGAAAUAAGAAGCGCCGUAUUAACGCUGACAAUGCUGGUGAUGAAGCAAAGAUCGAUAAUGGGGCAGAAUCACUGGCAAGUGCUAAUGAUGAAUCUGGCCUCCAGGAAAUCAAAUCUGAAGCAGCAUUCCCUUCAGAAGUCAUGAAAAAUUCUGAGAACGGAGUAUCAUCUAAUCAUCAUGAGAAAGAGACAUUAGCUGGUCUCCAGGAAAUCAAAUCUGAAGCAGCAUUCCCUUCGGAAGCCAUGCAGUAUUAUGAUAAUGGAGUAUCAACUAAUCAUCAUGAGAAAGAGACAUUAGCUGGCCUCCAGGAAGUCAAAUCUGAAGCAGCAUUUCCUUCAGAAGCCAUGAAGAAUUCUGAGAACGGAGCAUCAACUAAUUAUCAUGAGAAAGAGACAUCAGCUGGCCUCCAGGAAGUCAAAUCUGAAGCAGCAUUCCCACCAGAUGAAGCCAUGCAGAAUUCUGAGAACGGAGUGCCAACUAAUCAUCAUGAGAAAGAGACAUUAGGUGCCAUAAAGGAAGUCAAAUCGGAAGCAGCAUUCCCUUCAGAUGAAGCCAUGCAGAAUUCUGAGAACGGAGCAUCAACUAAUCAUCAUGAGAAAGAGACAUUAGCUGCCAUCCAGGAAGUCAAAUCUGAAGCAGCAUUCCCUUCAGAUGAAGCCAUGCAGAAUUCUGAGAACGGGGUGUCAACUAAUCAUCAUGAGAAAGAGACGUUAGCUACCAUCCAGGAAAUCAAAUCUGAAGCAGCAUUCCCUUCAGAUGAAACCAUGAUGAAUUCUGAGAAUGGAGUCUCAACUAAUCAUCAUGAGAAAGAGACAUUAGCUGCCAUCCAGGAAAUCAAAUCUGAAGCAGCAUUCCCUUCAGAUGAAGCCACGAUGAAUUCUGAGAACGGAGUCUCGACUAAUCAUCAUGAGAAAGAGACAUUAGCUGCCAUCCAGGAAAUCAAAUCUGAAGCAGCAUUCCUUUCAGAAGCCAUGACGAAUUCUGAGAACCGAGUCUCGACUAAUCAUCAUGAGGAAGAGAAAUUAGCAGGCGUCCAGGAAAUCAAAUCUGAAGCAGCAUUCCUUUCAGAAGUCAUGAAGAAUUCUGGGAGUGAUAUAUCAACUAAUCUUCAUGAGAAAGAGAUGUACCAGUCAUUUGUUUUGAAUAAUCAAGAGAAUUUUGAAAGUGGGAAGUUAACAGAAUUGCAAUCCAAAGAGAUCAAUAUUGGGAAUGUUGUCACAGAAGUGUCAUUUGCUCCCGAGGGAUACAUACUGGCGAUGAGCGUGGAGAUGAACAAACAGAAUUGCAAUGGAGAUAUGGUCUCUGGCGAAUGAUUGUAUUGAGAGGUGGGUUUUGUGGCUUCAGGUAUUAAUAUUAAUUAUUAAUUGAAUGAUUACAAUGGAAGAAAAGCAGACAUUCAUUAGAGGAGUAGGAAAGCUUGAGGAUUUUCAACAUUUUUUCUUUGUUGGCGUGUCACUCAGGAAAAUAGAGUAUAGGCUAUGAUAUAUGAACCAAAGCAAGUUGAUAAUUUAUAAUUGAUUAUGGUGUUUUAAACCAUUUAUUUACUUAUGGUAAUGCACUGUUAUAUUGAAUCUA